Penicillium longicatenatum is the source of this 2430-nucleotide messenger RNA. Its product is annotated as Fungal chitin synthase. The annotation marks the transcript as partial. The transcript is spliced from 6 exons. Gene Ontology annotation, cellular component: cell periphery; cell septum. The record is from RefSeq and is a predicted model, not a curated record. Gene Ontology annotation, molecular function: chitin synthase activity. Lineage: Eukaryota; Fungi; Ascomycota; Eurotiomycetes; Eurotiales; Aspergillaceae.
UCCGACUCCUACUCGGAACAAGCAGACCCACCAUGGGAACAGGGCAUUAGUGACGCUGGCUCCACGCCUUCAAAACGCUGGGAACAACGUCAAAAGGCAACCUCGAAUUCCUUACGCAGAAAUCCGACUCGUCGAAUUCAAUUAGUUAAAGGCACGGUCUUAAGCGUUGACCAUCCGGUUCCAAGCGCGAUACGGAAUGCCGUCCAGCCAAAAUACCGUGACCUAGAGGGCGAUUCCCCUGAAGAAUUUACUCAUAUGAGAUAUACAGCGGCCACUUGCGACCCCGACGAGUUCACUUUGCAAAAUGGAUACAACCUUCGCCCUUCUAUGUAUAAUAGACACACCGAAAUGAUGAUCGCGAUCACCUAUUACAAUGAGGAUAAAGUCCUCACCGCCAGAACCUUGCAUAGCGUUAUGCAAAAUAUCCGAGAUAUCGUCAACUUGAAGAAGACCCGAUUCUGGCACAAAGGAGGUCCGGCGUGGCAAAAGAUUGUUGUCUGUCUCAUAUUCGAUGGAAUCAAGCCAUGCGACAAGGAGACACUUGAUCUUCUUGCGACGGUUGGAAUCUUCCAAGAUGGUGUGAUGAAAAAAGACGUUGAUGGCAGAGCCACGGUGGCUCAUAUUUUCGAGUAUACGACUCAACUAUCGGUCACACCAACACAGCAAUUGAUUCGACCAUCCGGCGAUGAAAUCACUAAUCUAUGCCCUGUUCAAAUGAUCUUUUGCCUCAAGCAAAAUAAUAGCAAAAAGAUCAACUCCCACCGCUGGCUGUUUAAUGCGUUUGGAAGGAUCCUCAAUCCCGAGGUGUGCAUCCUGAUUGAUGCGGGUACUAAGCCAGGGCAUAAGUCUCUCCUUGCUUUAUGGCAAGCCUUUUACAACGAUAAACACCUUGGUGGUGCGUGUGGCGAAAUCCAUGCACUUCUAGGUCGUGGUUGGCGAAAUGUGUUGAAUCCUGUGGUCGCUGCGCAGAAUUUCGAGUAUAAGAUCUCUAACAUUCUCGAUAAACCACUCGAGAGUAGCUUCGGCUACGUGAGCGUUCUUCCAGGAGCAUUUUCUGCUUAUCGGUAUAGAGCUAUCGUCGGUAAGCCUCUGGAGCAAUACUUCCAUGGCGAUCACACACUUUCUGCAAGGCUCGGCAAGAAAGGCAUUGAGGGGAUGAAUAUCUUCAAGAAGAAUAUGUUCUUAGCGGAGGAUCGAAUUCUGUGCUUUGAGCUAGUCGCAAAGGCCGGGUGCCAAUGGCGCUUGACCUAUGUGAAGGCAUCCAAAGGAGAGACUGACGUGCCCGAAGGCCCGGCAGAGUUUCUUAGCCAGAGACGACGCUGGUUAAAUGGUUCUUUCGCCGCGAGUCUUUACGCUACAAUGCACUUUGGCAGGAUCUAUGCCAGUGGCCAUAAUUGGAUUCGUCUCUUUGUUUUCCAUGUCCAGCUGGUGUAUAAUAUCGCCCAGCUUGUCAUGACAUGGUUCUCUCUAGCAUCAUACUGGCUCACCACAUCCGUCAUCAUGGAUAUUGUGGGAGUUCCGAGCUCUGUUAAUCACUAUAAGAGCUGGCCAUUCGGGAAGGAAGCAUCUCCGAUCGUGAACAACUUCCUCAAGAUCGGCUAUCUAGCAACACUCUUGCUCCAGUUCAUCUUGGCUCUCGGUAAUCGACCAAAAGGGACCAAGAGGCUAUACACACUCUCUUUCAGCUACUUCUCAUUUGUUCAAGCUUAUAUUCUGGUCUUGACCUUCUACCUUGUGGCACAGGCACUGACAGGAAACAACUUAACCUUUGACGUGCAUCACGGUUUCGGAACAUUCCUCGGCUCUUUCAUCGGGUCCACAGGCGGAAUUGUUCUAGUCGCUCUAGUCUCCACGUACGGCAUCUACUUCCUGGCCAGCUUUCUCUACUUGGACCCGUGGCAUAUGUUUACCUCAUCCUGGGCAUAUAUUCUGGGAAUGCCUUCGUCAAUCAAUGUUCUUAUGGUGUACGCAUUUUGCAACUGGCACGAUGUUUCAUGGGGUACUAAAGGUUCGGACAAAGCCGAGGCGCUACCGUCAGCGCACACCAAAACAGAUGCUCAACAAACAUUUGUCGAGGAGCUAGAUAAGGCCCAGGUUGACAUUGAUACACAAUUUGAGCAAACGGUGAAACGAGCCUUGACACCGUAUCGACCACCUAUUGAGAAAGAGGAGACCAGUUUGGAUGAUUCAUACAAAGCUUUCCGAACUAAUUUGGUGCUGUUGUGGACAUUCAGCAACGGCCUUCUGGCAUUUUGUAUCAACAACGCCGACUUGGAUCGGCUUUGUUUUACUACAACAUCGACGCCUCGCACGGCAAUGUAUUUCAAGGUCAUUCUAUGGGCAACCUCUGGUCUCUCUAUUUUCCGCUUUCUUGGUGCUCUCUGGUUUUUGGCAAAAACUGGAGUUCUGUGUUGUUUUAGAAGACGGUGA